This is a messenger RNA of Closterium sp. Naga37s-1, 3156 nucleotides long. NCBI's taxonomy places the organism in Eukaryota, Viridiplantae, Streptophyta, Zygnematophyceae, Desmidiales, Closteriaceae. The record is from the annotation of a GenBank genome assembly.
AUGGCAUUAGUGGGCUCCUUACUCGCCAUCAUCAACGAGAUCUCCGCGCUCGGCGAUCGCCUGCGCAGCCACAAGCGCUCGUGUCAGAUUCUCAUCCGUCGGAUCAAGCUGCUCGCGCCGCUCUUCGAGGAGAUUAGAGACGUCAAGAGCCCGCUCCCGCCGGCGGCGGUGGUGGCGUUUCAGAGCAUGCGGGCCGCGCUUAGCGCCGCCAAGACCAUUCUCGUGGACUGCAGCAGCGGAAGCCGCAUCUGGAUGGUCAGUGCGCCUUACCUCCCUUCUCCCUACCGCCCUUCUUUCCCUAAUCCAUCUAUAUGGUCAGUCGACCUUAUCGAUCGUUACCCCUCGCUUUCCUUCCCCCCCGCUUCUUACCUUACUCAUCUUAACAAUCAGGGUUGUAACGUUGCACCUUGCUCCUCGCAUCGCAUCACCUUCCUGCGUCCUCGCUUUCCCGCCACAUCAUCUCCUCCCUCCCCGCGCUCCCGCCCUCCCCGCGCUCCCGCCCUCCCCGCGCUCCCCGCUCACCCCGCUCUCCCGCAUUUCACUCGCCCCUACGCCUCGCGCCUCUCUGAUGUGAUGGAGCGCGAGGCGAUGGCGGAGCGCAUGCGCGCGGUGAACCUGGAGCUGAGCGGCGCGCUGGCGGACCUUCCGAUGAACGUGAUGGCGAUCUCGGAAGAAAUCCAGGAGCAGACGCAACUCGUGCAAGUGCAGUUGAAGCGCAGCCGAGCAUUGGACGACGCGCAGGAAGAGCAGCUAUAUGCGGACGUGCGCCACAUCCUCUCUGACCCGCGCCUGGGCGGCCCUCCCCUCAACAGCUCCGCCCGUCACCCCGGCCCCGCCGCUGCUGCUGUUGCUGCCGCUGCUGCUGCUGCUACUGCUGCACCCGGCGCCUCUGCCGCUGUCUCCGCCUCUGCAGCUGCUUCCCAGGGGGAAGUUGACGGGUCAGGACCGAUGAUUGACUUGUCUGCCGUGCCGCAGUCGCCGCACCCCUCUGCUCCUCCUCCCUCCCCGGCCGUUCUCUCCGCCUUCCCCUCCUUCCCUCAUACACGUGCGGAGAUUGACAAGGUUGCUGCUUCUGCUGCUGGUGUUACGAUCACAGUGUUACCGUCUGGUGUGACAGGAGAGGAAGGGGCAGGGGCGGGAGGGUCUGCAGCAGGAGGAGCAGGGGGGGCAGCUGGGCGGUUUCCGUCAUUACCCUCGCUAAGUUCCGUGGAAGCAGGGUUACUAGACCCGGUUUUGGGCAAGCUAGGGCUGAUCUCCCUGCCUGCUGUUCUCGAGGAGAUAGCCUCGCUAAAACGAGCGCGGGAUCAGCUUAUAGAGGAGACGGAUGCAGCAGUGGCAAGCGGCAAAGGGGGUGGGGGUGGGGGUGGGGAAUCUGCAAUGGAACGGCUGAGGCUGCGACUAAAUGAGGAGCUCAGGAAGGGGGCAGAGAUGAGUUUUUCAGGAGAGGAGGAGGGAGGGUCUAGUGGGGGGCGAGGGGAAGGGAAAGAGGAGGGCCCUUCUGUUUCUUCCAAGUCUCUGGUUUCACCCAAAAGUGCAGUUUCUUCUAGAGGGGGGGAUGGGAGGUCGGGGGAUGGCAGCGUGUGUUCAAGAGCGGAUGCAGAGCGGAGGGUUACGUUGGAGAGUAGAAAGAAUGAGAAGCUAAGGGAGGUUGAGAAGAUUAUACUGUUACUGGAGCGGCUUAAAGUGAGUCUAAGCGGAGGGAUGGAGGACAGGGAGGAGGGGAGCGGUGGAAUGAGGAAGUCGGGGAGUGGGGAUGGGUCGGGAGGGGAGGAGGGGAAUCCGGAGGAUGGGGUGGAUAGGGGCGGCAUCGGCGUGGGCACUGGGUCGGCGCUGCGGUCGAAGUCCGGGCGGCUGGUGGUGCCUCCGGAUGACUUCCGUUGUCCUAUCUCGCUGGAGAUUAUGAGGGAUCCGGUGAUCGUCUCUACAGGCCAGACGUACGAUCGAGCGUACAUAGAGCAGUGGCUCAAGGAGGGUCACAAGACGUGCCCCAAGACGCAGCAGAUCCUGUCCCAGCCCGCCUCGCUCAUCCCCAACUUCUCCCUGCGAAGCCUCAUCCAGCAAUGGUGCGAAGCCAACAAUGUUGAACUACCCAAGAGAACGCACAAGUCAGGCCACAGGCACCGCCAUCACAGCAGCAAGCAUGGUAGCAGCAGCAGCAGCAGUGGUGGUGGUAGCAGCAGCGGGGGUAGAAGUGCGGGUGGGAGCGGUGGGGGUGGUGGGUCCGGUGGGGGAGCAGGUGGGACCGGGGACGGAGGCUCGGCGGAGAUUUCGCUCUCGGAUCGACAUCAGGUGAUGCAGCUUCGGGACCGGCUUCGCUCGCCGGAUCUGGAGGUUCGAAAGGGUGCUGCGGUUGACGUAAGGCUGCUGGCGAAACGAAGUGUGGAGAACCGGGUUGCAAUGGCCGAAGGAGGCAUCAUUCCCCUCCUGGUCGAAUUACUCACUGACCCUCUCCCAGCUGAUGCCAAAAUGCAGGAGCAUACGGUUACCGGGUUACUAAACUUGUCAAUCAACGACCCGAACAAGAGCCUGAUUGUCUCAGCUGGAGCCAUCCCGGCUAUAGUUCGGGUUCUGGAGAAAGGAGGCAGCAUGGAGGCUCGAGAAAACGCGGCAGCGGCGCUGUUCUCGCUCUCAGUCAUGGAUGAAAACAAGAUUUCGAUCGGGCAGGCGGGAGCGAUACCGGCCCUGGUGGACCUGCUUCAGCAUGGGUCAACUCGGGGAAAGAAAGAUGCGGCUACUGCAAUCUUCAACCUGUCGAUCUACCAGGGGAAUAAGGCAAGGGCUGUGCGUGCCGGGGUGGUUGCGCCUCUUGUGGAUCUGCUCGUGCAUCGUCGAUCGGGCAUGAUGGACGAGGCUCUCGCGAUCCUGGCCGUCCUUUCGACGUCCCCAGAGGGGCGGACGGCGAUAGGAGAGGCGACUGCAGUGCCUAUUUUAGUGGAGCUUAUGAAAGAUGGGUCUCCGAGGAACAAGGAGAAUGCGGCUUCGGUGCUGCUCUCGCUGUGUUUGAACGGCAGGGAGCACACGGAGCUUGCGGUGCAGUGCGGUGCUGUGCCGCCGCUGCAGCUGCUGCUGAGGAGUGGCACGCCCAGGGCUAAGCGGAAGGCGUCUCAGCUUCUGCAGCACCUGCAGGACCAGGAGCUAAUGUCCAAGAGGAGUUAA